Messenger RNA from Suillus plorans, 348 nucleotides. RefSeq lists its product as uncharacterized. The coding region runs from base 1 to 348 and encodes 115 amino acids. The transcript has a single exon. NCBI's taxonomy places the organism in Eukaryota, Fungi, Basidiomycota, Agaricomycetes, Boletales, Suillaceae. The record is from RefSeq and is a predicted model, not a curated record.
AUGAUAAGCUAUCCUACCAAUAGCUUCGUGGCUGACGUCGACCUCGAGUGUCUGACCGCACUAGAAGCAAGAAUGUUCGAGGAUUCCGAAGAAGCAGGACCUGCAGGCAACCAGCAGUGGGGUUUGGAUGCUGGCCAACAUCACAGGCGAUGGAAUGUGUAUCUCGGAAUUCCUGAUGAAUGGGUUUCUGCAAGAGAUUAUAGCGAAAGUGAACUUGAAGUGAGGAAGACAUUACCUGCUCCGUUCGAUAGAUAUCUAACUUAUGUGAUUAACAGCGCGGCCCCUUAUUCAGUGAUAACUCUGAUGCUACAUCUGUGGAGUCUGCAGACGAGCUAUCCGAAGCUGUAG